AGGCCUGGACGGCCGGCCGCUGACGGGAACCCCCUUUCUUUAGAGAGGAUCCGACGAUCUCCGGACAUCACGUGCGUCUUCCUGAAUGUGGAGAGGAUGGCUGCCCCGACCAAGAAAGAACUGGAAGCCGCCUGGGGCGUGGAGGUGUUUGACCGCUUCACCGUCGUCCUGCACAUUUUCCGCUGCAAUGCCCGCACGAAGGAGGCCCGGCUGCAGGUGGCCCUGGCAGAGAUCCCGCUCCUCAGGUCGAACCUGAAAAGGGACGUCGCCCACCUUCACCGGGGAGGAUCCGGCUCCCGCUACAUCAUGGGGUCAGGAGAAUCGUUCAUGCAGGUGCAGCAGCGUCUCCUGAAAGAGAAGGAAGCCAAGAUCAGGAAGGCCCUGGACGGGCUUCGGAAGAAAAGGCACGUGCUGCGGCGGCAGCGCAUGAGGCGCGAGUUCCCUGUGGUCUCCAUGGUGGGGUACACCAACUGUGGGAAGACCACGCUGAUCAAGGCGCUGACGGGAGACACCGCCCUGCAGCCACGGGACCGGUUGUUUGCCACGCUGGACGUCACAGCCCACGCGGGCACGCUGCCCUCACGCCUGACCGUCCUGUACGUGGAUACCAUCGGGUUCUUGUCCCAGCUGCCACACGGCCUCAUCGAGUCCUUCGCCGCCACCCUGGAAGACGUGGCCCACUCGGAUCUGAUCGUGCACGUGAGGGACGUCAGCCACCCCGAGGCCGAGCUCCAGAAAGCCAGCGUCGUGGCCACGCUGCGCGGCCUGCGGCUGCCCGCCCCGCUGCUGGACUCCAUGCUGGAGGUUCACAACAAGGUGGACCUGGUGCCCGGGUACCACCCCACGGAACCGAACGUGGUGCCCGUGUCUGCCCUGCUGGGGCACGGUCUCCAGGAGCUGAAGGCUGAGCUCGACGCGGCGGUGUUGAAGGCCACGGGGAGACAGGUCCUCACCCUGCGCGUCCGGCUGGCCGGGGCCCAGCUCAGCUGGCUGCAUCAGGAGGCCACGGUCCAGCAGGUGGACGUGAUCCCCGAGGACGGGGCCGCCGACGUCAGGGUCGUCAUCAGCCACUCGGCCUACGGCAAAUUCCGGAAGCUGUUUCCAGGAUGAGCGGACGCCCGAGGAGGCCUGGGGUGCGGUGGCAUUGCUGUGUCAGGACAGUGGCGUCCCCUUUGUCAGGCUCUGUGUCCCAGGCGCUUGCUGUGAUGACCACGGAGGCUGGUGGCAUGCUCACGGCUGCUCCGAAGCGGGCCACCCCAGAGUCCACGCUACACAAUUCCACUGGGACCUCAGUGCCUGCCUGCCGUGAACUGCUUUCCCUCGGAAUGUUCCAGCAGGACAUGAACCUGUGCGUUUGCCUCCGUGAGCAGCAUUUCCGGCCUGUCCUGCCUCUGCUGUGAGCCGUGGCCCUGGUGGACGCACGUGGCCUCUCCGCCCGUCUGUCUGUGCUCACAGAGGGGCCUCGUGGCCCACGGCCAUGCUGGUGAAAUGAC
Sapajus apella (tufted capuchin) is the source of this 1493-nucleotide messenger RNA. It is a transcript of the gene GTPBP6, whose product is annotated as GTP binding protein 6 (putative). The record is from RefSeq and is a predicted model, not a curated record. Gene Ontology annotation, cellular component: cytoplasm. The transcript has 8 exons. Gene Ontology annotation, molecular function: ribosome binding; GTP binding. Bases 97 to 1110 code for a protein of 337 amino acids. Lineage: Eukaryota; Metazoa; Chordata; Mammalia; Primates; Cebidae.